AUGUGGAAGGAUCGAUUACGGCUCCAGAAGUUCGAAGAGAAUCGAGGGACUGCUGCUGCUACGACAAAGAGUAAACAGGAAGCUUCGAGGAGGAAGAAGAUGGCUCGUGCGCAGGACUCGAUUUUGAAAUACAUGGUCAAGAUCAUGGAGGUCUGCAAGGGUCAAGGUUUCGUCUACGGGAUCAUACCGGAGAAGGGGAAACCGGUGAGCGGAUCCUCCGACAGCCUCCGCAGCUGGUGGAAAGAGGCGGUGCGGUUCGACCACUCCGCACCCGAGGCCAUCGUCCAAUUCCAAUCCUCCGCCGUGCCUCCCGCCGUCGCGGCCGCGGCGGCUACCUACCUCCACCGCCUCAACGAGCUCCAGGACACCACGCUGGGGUCCUUGAUUUCGGCGCUGAUGCAGCACUGCGCGCCGCCGCAGCGGCGGUUCCCUCUGGAGAGGGGGCUGGCGCCGCCGUGGUGGCCGACCGGGGACGAGAUCUGGUGGGAGCAGCAGGAGGCGGCGGCGAAGGAGCAGGGGCCGCCGCCGUAUCGGAAGCCGCACGAUCUCAAGAAGUCGUGGAAGGUGAGCCUGCUGACGGCGGUGAUUAAGCACAUGGCGCCGGAUUUCCACCGGAUGCGGCGGCUGGUGAGGCACUCCAAGUGCCUGCAGGACAAGAUGACGGCGAAGGAGACGGCGAUUUGGUCUAACGUCGUUACUGAGGAGGAAGCUCUUCUCGGCGAGCAGCUGAGCAACAGCCUCCGAAUCUCGGAAACAGACCCUUCCUCUUCUUCUUCCACUUCCUCCUCCGUUUUGGCGGAGAAGAGGAAGGGCAAUUUCGGGAGAGAGGCGGCGGCGGAGGAGGAGGAGGUUCUGUAUCCCUGCCAGAACGAAGUGUGCCCGCAGAGCAAGCCGGGGCUAGGGUUUGCAGACAAGAACACCAGAUCGGGCCACCAAUUGGAUUGCGCUUUUUCGGAGAAGCUUCCUUUCGAGACGGACACAAGCUUGGAAACCAGCGGCAGCGAUGGCGACGACUACUAUCCUCUGCUGAGCAAUCACAAUCCGUUGCUCAGCCCGCCGAUGGUUACAGCUCAAGCGAGUAGCGAGCUGAGCGUGACCGAUUGGGCUAAUAUGGUGCUGGAAAGUGUUAAUGUCUACGGCGGAGGCGAACCGUUGUCGAUGGAAACAGAGGAAGCUUCGGAGUACUGGAGUGGCAGCGGUAGCGGAAUUGAAGAACUGGGAUUGCCGCAGGAGACAACAGGGUUAGGGUUUGGGAGGUCGGAACAUGAAUUGGACUUGAAUCUGUAUCCAUCACUGUUGGAUGAUCAUAAUCACAAUAAUGGUGCAGAUUCAACUUCGAUCUGGGAUUUGGGUUAUGUGGAACCAACUAGCCCCAGCUAA
Linum tenue is the source of this 1380-nucleotide messenger RNA. The record is from the annotation of a GenBank genome assembly. NCBI's taxonomy places the organism in Eukaryota, Viridiplantae, Streptophyta, Magnoliopsida, Malpighiales, Linaceae.